UUCAAAGUUGUCAACCACAAAAGUUGCUGCGAGGCGGCAAUACGUGCAUUCUUCCCACGAGUGUAUCGGAGUACGAGAUGUCCUUCUUCACGGCUCCAGCGUCGCAGCGGAAACGCAAGAGGCCCACCGAGAAUGCAGGCAAGCCUAGAAAGAGACGGGAUGCAGACAGGACCGAAGCACGCGACGAGGAAGAUGAGCGGCCACAGCGGAAGACACCACGAGCUCGAAAGCAGGAGCGAGACGAGUCGAUUUCCGGAAGUGAAUCGGACGAAGAAGUCGAACACGAGACCGAUGUCGAGUCAGAAGCCACCUCCGAAGAAGGCGAGACCGCCGCCGAGCGCAGAGUGCGGCUUGCACAAAGAUAUCUGGACAAUAUCAGACAAGAGGUGGAUGAAGUUGGCUUUGACGCCGAAGAUCUUGACAGAGACCACAUUGCACAGAGACUCAAGGAAGAUGUGGACGAGGCAAAGGGGAGACAGUACAGAUUGAUUGCCACAAGCCUAGACUUCGCCAAUGCCAGUCAUAGCAGUUUUCGGGCAGACACUGAUAGCACCACAGGUGUUGCAGUGUGCGCGCCAUACGUAUAUACUGUGAGCAAAGACAAGACUUUGAUAAAAUGGCAACUACAACCACCGGUUACGUUGUUCAGCAAUGGCUCUGCAGCGCCUCGAAGACGACGACCGAAGCAGUUGAAGUACGUGAGGGGAGUACAAAUCAGGGCUUCAGCUCCCCAACAGCACGGUCAUACCGGUGCGAUACUAUGUGUUGCAGCUUCACCGGACGGGAACUAUGUGGCUACCGGCGGAGCGGACAAGAAGCUGAUCAUAUGGUCUGCGGAAGAUCUACGGCCGUUGAAGACAUUCACGACCCAUCGAGAUGGCGUUACUGGUCUGGCUUUUGCACCCAACUCGGCUACACAGACUGGAUUCGGAGCACAGCUAUUCAGCGCAAGCAUGGACAGAUCAUUGAAGACAUACAGCUUGGCUGGAGAAGAUAGUCUUGCAUAUGUCGAGACACUAUUUGGCCAUCAGGACCACGUAGUCGACGUGUCUCCGGUGUCAGUCGACCAGUGCGUGACAGUCGGUGCACGAGAUCGGAAAGCUUUGUGGUGGAAGGUUGUGGACGAGUCUCUGACGAGGUUCCUGGGUGACAGUUCGAAGAAAGACGAGUAUCAGACCGGAAGCUUGGAUUGUGUGGCUGCGUUACCGCCUUCAAAUUUUGUGACAGGCUCUGACUCUGGCGCUAUCAGUCUUUGGAACGUCCAUAAGAAGAAGGCACUGUUCACGAUACAAACUGCGCACGGGGUCGAAGAGCCGCCGCCCUUCGAAGAAGUGACCGCUGAAUCGGAUCCUGCCGUGAUCGAGAGACUGAAGAAGCUGGACACGAGGAGACCAACCCCGCGGGGCGUUACAGCACUAGCUACAGUCCCGGGUACUGAUGUUGUUCUCAGCGGAAGUUGGGAUGGCUGGAUCAGAGUGUGGAAGCUCAGCGACGACAAAAGGUCACUGCUUUCACUGGGUACGAUUGGAAAAUUUGAGGGGAACGGCUCGGAUGCAAUUGAGCAGGCGCAUUCCACGCCAUCGAGCACACCGUCCGAAGUCGACGGAAGUCUACGGGAAGAGGCAGCUCCUGGACUUGUCCGAGGUAUCAUCAACUCUCUGGCUGUAUUCGAGAGACGGAAGGAAAUCACAAAUGAGUUUGGAGGAAAGAAAGAGGGUGGAUGUGUGGGUAUUUGCGUCGUGGCUGGUACAGGCAAGCAGAUGCGGCUAGGAAGGUGGAAGAAGAUGCCACAUGGAAGGAAUGGCGCAAUGGUGUUCGAAGUACCACUUCGAUCAGACAAGCAGUAAUCUUCGCACUGUUAGAAUAAAAC
Exophiala xenobiotica is the source of this 1870-nucleotide messenger RNA. RefSeq lists its product as uncharacterized. NCBI's taxonomy places the organism in Eukaryota, Fungi, Ascomycota, Eurotiomycetes, Chaetothyriales, Herpotrichiellaceae. The transcript has a single exon. The record is from RefSeq and is a predicted model, not a curated record. Gene Ontology annotation, molecular function: snoRNA binding; protein binding. The coding region runs from base 78 to 1847 and encodes 589 amino acids. Gene Ontology annotation, cellular component: small-subunit processome.